Anopheles gambiae (African malaria mosquito) is the source of this 1503-nucleotide messenger RNA. RefSeq lists its product as uncharacterized. Lineage: Eukaryota; Metazoa; Arthropoda; Insecta; Diptera; Culicidae. Gene Ontology annotation, biological process: regulation of DNA-templated transcription. The record is from RefSeq and is a predicted model, not a curated record. Gene Ontology annotation, cellular component: nucleus. The coding region runs from base 123 to 1370 and encodes 415 amino acids. The transcript is spliced from 2 exons. Gene Ontology annotation, molecular function: RNA polymerase II cis-regulatory region sequence-specific DNA binding; DNA-binding transcription factor activity, RNA polymerase II-specific; zinc ion binding.
GUAGCAUUUUGACAGCGAGCUUGUAAACAACAAACAAUAACAAGCCACGGCUACUUUCAGCGGCGUUUCGAUUCGGCAUCAAAAAACGAAUCACGGAAUUGGUAAAACAAACGAAUGGUGAAAUGGCUACCAUAACGCUCCCCAGCGCGGACUGUACGAAGUUUUGCCGCUUCUGUCUGUCAGAGAUUAAUCUGCUAAACGUGAUCGGUCCCAGCGCGGCCGAACAAGAAUCUCACGCGGAGUUGUUCCGGCUAGUGAAAACCUAUCUGAAGCUGGAGCUGGUUCCCGCCAAGGACUUCCCGAGCGCGGUGUGCGAGAUGUGUAUCGCGCUGCUGCACGAUUUCGACACGCUGUACCAGAACGUGCACGACCACCGGUACGCGCUGCGGUUGCUUCUGGAGACGCAGAAAAGCGAGGACGUAGAGUCGUCGAUUCCGGUGAGCACGAUCGAACCGAACCUGGUGGAGGUGUACGAACCGCCGCCGGUGGUGCUGAUCGACACCGGGAACAACGUGGUGGAGGUGAACACGGACGAUCAGAUCGUGCUGGAGGAUGGCAGUGUGGAGGGCGAAUCUAACGAACAGGAGGAGGCACAGAUCGAUGUGUACCAUGUCGAUGGUCAGCUGCAGCACAUCGUCAUGGAGGGUGGCACGUACAUCGAUUUACAGCCUUACCGGCCACCGAAACCAGCACCUGUACCAAUCGUAACACCAGUACCACGAUCACUACGUACUAAUAAUGUACUGAACACUUCCAUCCCGAACCACGGUUCGCAGAUGCAGAGUAGAAAGCGAACCAACGCAGCGAAUGCAACUGCUGGGGCGGCUCAUUAUUCUAAAAAAUCCACGACAGUCUCCUAUCAACCGGUUCCGACGGGCACGCCAACCCGGAUGCUGAACGGAGAACCGGCCAGCCAGCGCCCAUCGUCGUCCCAGAUGCAACGACCGAAAGUGCAGCAGCUCGACACGGCCGCUGCUCCGACGAACCAUCAUCUGUACCGUUGUCCCGCCUGCGGCAAUCUGUUUGUCGAGCUAACCAACUUUUACAACCACAGCUGCACGAAGGCACCCGCGCAGGAUGGUGUCGCCGUUGCCAGCAGCAACAACCAAAGCCAACCGGCCCGGACGGGGGGCUCGGCCGUCACCAUCACGAGCGAGGGCCAGCGGUUUCAGUGCAACCUGUGCGACAUGUCCUACCGCACGAAGCUCCAGUACCAGAAGCACGAGUACGAGGUGCACAGAAUAAGCAAUGAAAACUUUGGCAUCAAGUGUACGAUUUGCCACAAGCUGUUCUCCCAGCGGCAGGACUAUCAGCUGCACAUGCGAGCAAUACACCCGAAGCCGGGCGUGAGCUUCGUGAAGAUUCUGUAAUCGAACGCUGUAGUAUUAAUUACCCCCCUAAGGGUAUGUGUGUGUGUGUGUGUAAAGUCAGCGGGGACAUGGCAACAGCGGUGUUCCGAUUUUCAUGAAUUGACGAAUAAACUUAACUUCUAAAACCGAAAAA